GAGGUCAAAUGUUAGUCAGGAACCGAUUGGACAUGUCAACAUGGUACACUAGACAGUGGUAACCGUAGUAAGCGGUAAAUUCAGGAUGGCGACGAAAGUUGCAAAUGGUGAUGUAAAAAAUGUGGACAUAAAAGCAGCCAGGGAUGGACAGAAAGAGGCUGUGACAAGCCUCACUGGAAUGUAUAUUCUGGUUGCAGCCUUGGUUGCUAUUGCAUGGGGGCUCGGCUGCUAUGGAUGUUCAUUCCUGUGGGUAUUCUUUCUAGUUUCUUGUUUAUUUGUGAUAUGGAGAGCUAAGAUCAGUCGGAUUAUCAAAAGACACUUGGAUUUUGAAGAGGCAACUUUACACAGAAAAAGAGCAUUGCGACAGAGCGAGACUGUGGAAUGGCUUAACUUUCUGCUGAAUAGAUGGUGGGUGUUUAGCUCCUCGACAAUAGAAGAUUUAGUCAAGAAGAGGUUGGAUGACCGACUGCUUGCUAUCAAACCUACAUUUUUAGAAAGCCUUGCCUUAACAACCUUUAACGUGGGCGAGCAGACACCGCACAUCCGCAAUGUCCGAGUGUUUGAGUUUUCGGAGGGAGUCCCUGGAGGGCACAAGCCUUGUACCUGGUUCAGCGUCAACCAACCACCCAAAGGACUGGACAAUAUGUCCACCUACCAGGUCGUGGUUGAGUCUGACGUGACGAUGCAGUGUGAGGACUUCAAGAUGAUCUUUCGUGGACGUGUAGGCAGCAAGAGGGUGAAUGUUGGCUUUGACAUGGUCAUACAGGAACUGGUUCUGUCUGGCACGGUGCAGGCCAUCAUCCAGUUCUCUAUGGACGUCCCCUUCCCUCACAUCGCCAAGGCAACCGUCUGCUUCACAGAAAAACCUGAUGUGACCUUCAACAUCAGCCUGCUGCGGGCAAUACAGAUGAUGGAGGUGCCGUUACUGAAGAGCUGGAUACACACCAACGUCAUGGAGAGCUUGACCAAAGCUCUGGUGGACCCUGCGUCAGUGGAUAUCCACUUUGCCAAGAUCGGACCAAUCCAGAUCAACCGUGGCAAGCCCAAGAAGAACGCAGCAGAGGGUGUACUUACAAUACAGUUGAAGGGGGUGCCUGUCAAGGGUGCUGCAUCCGAUGAGAUCCGAUACAGCGUACUUCGUGUAGGUGAAAACAAACGUGAGACAUUGGAGGUUCCAGCAUCAGAGGAGUGGGAGGACGUCUGCUCUUUCUUCAUAUACAGCCUUUCCAAUGAGAAGCUCCAGAUCAAGAACAAGUGUAAGCGUCUGCUGACUUCCACGGUUCUGGAGAAACAUGAAUGCUACCUGUCUUCAUUCCCCUUCAAAGUGCGAGAAUUUGCGGACAAGGAGAUCAAGAACAAGGACGGGUCCCUGCUGUCCAUGAAGAUGCAGUACACCGCCCUACCUGCCCUCAACCUGGAGACUCUCCUGGAAUCAAAGAGAGACAAAGUCACAGAAACUGCUGGGGUGAUGUACAUCUGUAUCCAUGGUGCUGUGAAUGUGUUGGUGGCAGACAAGAAUGGAGCAUCAGAUCCAUACUGUGUCCUCUUCUGUGACAGGCGCAGGGUGCUGACCACACCCUACAUACCACACACUCGGAACCCACGCUGGGAAUCUUCGGUGGAGUUUUUUGUGUCGGACUACACCAAGAGUUCUUUGUCAUUUUUUGUGUUUGACUGGGACGGAACAAACGUCAUUGAUGAUGAUUUCCUGGGUUCAACUCAUCUGCAGCUUUCCACGGAGGAAACAUGUAUUGUGAAGAAGACUCUGACACUGGGUUACAACAAACCGUCCGAGGGAUAUGUUGUUGACAAGUCCUGUGGAAUGAUCACUGUCUCAGUGGUCUUCCGACCUGUCUCAUCAGUGGCAAAGUCAGAGAAGUUUCGGCAGCUGACUGAGAGCAUCAACAAUACAGACUUCCUGUACAAUGAAGACAUGGUGUCCCCUGCAUCUGUGCUACAGAACAUGGCAUAUCUCCGCCUACCUAAACGAGAAGAUGACCAGGCUGCCAGAGCUUCAACAAGUGCAUCGGCUUACAUUGAGGAAUACCUGGAAGGGAAGACAAUUGUAGAGCUGACGCUCCUACAGGCCAAGGAUCUGGUUGCUAUGGACAGAAAUGGUUACAGUGACCCAUUCUGUGUUGUUCUGAAGAACGGGAAGAAAGUGUUCACCACAGGUGUGAAGAAGAAGACAUUGUUCCCCAAGUGGAACGAGACGGUGACAGUGGAACUCGAGGGAGAUGAUGCCAUGCUUACCAUUGAAAUGUAUGACAAUGAUAUGAUCGGAAAGGACUUCAUGGGCAAGAUCCCGCUGACUGUAGAGAAACUCAAGGAACUGUCUGUCAAGGGCACUGCAGAUUGGUUCCCUCUACAGAGGACGAAGAGCGGGAAGCUGCAGCUGAAAUGUCAGGUCACCUGCAAAGAUAAUAUGAAGAACAAAGACGCAACCGACUCAUUAAAGAAUGAUGUGUUUGACUCUCCUCCCGAGUCUCCUGUCAAGCCAGUGCUACCAGACAUGGUGGUGGACGACACAUACCUCAACUCGGUCCACCUUCCCUCCAACACCCUGAUGGCCUCCUCUCCACAGCAGGGACCCAUCAAACGACUGUCGACCACAAUGCCAGCUGCACAGAUACGGAGGUCCAACUCCGACCUAACCAACAGCACUAACAGCAACCGACUGCAGGGGCGCCGUGGGACCCAGAGCUUCAACAUGUACCGCAAAGACAGUCUGACAUUACAGCCUCCGGGAAUGAGGCCGUCUGAGUCAAUCAACUCUCUAGCUGUGCUACCGAAGUCACCAGGAGAUAAUGUGUCCCUCACAUCGUCAGCUCAUGACACCACCCUUGACAGUUCUAUUUGUGGAGAUAAGCUGUACAGUGUCAAGGGGAAGGUGAUGCAGGCUCGAGGACUGGACAGAGUGGACGGAGACUUCUACUGCAAAGUCAGGCUGGAACACCAAAGCCGCAGUAGUCGCCUCAAGCUGUUCUCCAACACCCGCGUGAUCGCCAAGUCCCCCAUGAUCAGGUCCUCCCACCCAGACAUCAACCUGACAUUCGAGGUUGAUCGAGGACAUGGUGUAUCUAGUGAGGACCUCCUCAUAUUUGAUGUGAAGCAGUCCAGUAAAGAUCAUUUGGCAACGAAAGGUUUUCCUCUCAAGGACCUCCUAGCAGACUGUGAUGCCAGUGGUGUUGUCACAUGGCUCAAGUUGGAGAAUGGUAUCGAUGUCGAGAUUUCACUGUCGUCAGGCGCACCCAGUCCAACCCAUCAGCGGAGGUCAGCUCGAAUCCUCAAAUCACUGUCAUUUAGAAGAGACAAGUAACCUGCGUAAUACUGUCUCUAGAGAACUGCAGCAUCGACAAGUGCUCACUUCAAGGGUGAAGCUCACAUUGUAUGGCAGUUGCACCAAACAACGAUGUUCUUGGUUUCAAUGUGAAAUGAAUUAUUUAGAAAAGAUUGAUAUGAAGUGCCAUUUGUAAUUAUGGUUAAUCAUAAAUUAAGAUUUUGAAAGGUUACUUGUACAUUGGCUGUUGUUGUGCAAUUUGUUGACAAGAAAGAAUUAUUUUAUUCAACUCACUUACUUAAAAAUGUAAAAAAAAUAUUUUUAUUUUUUUUAAUAUGAAAUUGUUACCAAAGCACAAAAUGAUCAAAGAUGAAUUGGGUGUUUUUUUGUUUUUUUCAGCCAUCUUCUUAUGAAAUAUGUAACGUGUAUUAAUUUUUAAUCUUAAACUGUCAAGACAUUUCAAAGUGCAUUUGUUGUACUCACCAUCUGUUACAACAGGGGAGAUAAUGUCGAACAAAUACUUUAGCCAGACUCCAUAUUCCGAUCGGUGUAUGAUUUCUGCUUUAGCUACACACCAGUCCAGCACAGAGGUAAACAUUCACAAUGACCCAGCUGGCUUUCCAAUAAGCGGAUUUCUUCAAAUUGGCUGACAAUUGUUCAGUGACUUGUUCGAUAUGAUUGAGGAAAAUGUACAUGUCAAUAUAAUUCCUAAUAUUUUGGACCUGAUAUUUGUCAAAGUGGCUUUCUGCUCUUGUUUCAUUGUAAAUAUCCUAGGUCAUAACAAAUUUUACCAUCAUCCAAUGUCAGGUGUUUCUGAUUUAUGUAAUGUUGUUGUUGUGAACUUGAGGCUAAUAGAAAAUAUUCUUGGUUCUUGCAUUGUUUAUCCAUUUUUUUCAAAUUCUGUUGCCUUAGACCCAAUUGGGUUUCUUAUUUGGCCUAAUAAUAGUCAUGUAGAAUCUCGCAUUAAUUUUGUUAGCGCAACUGUAUUAAGCUAAGUCAGUAUUGCUAUAGAAAACAUUUUUUGUAAUGUACAUGUAGACUGCAUGUAUUACUUAUCAACUGAAUAUUAUGUUGUGUUUGUGAUAACUGUACGUAGUAUGAUGGAAUGCAUGAGUUCAGUGUUUACAUGUCUGCAACAAAUUCAAGUAUGAGAGAGACUGAAUAAUUCAUGAGUGUACACAAGUCACCCAGACCUUCAGUACAUGGGAGUUGCCAUAUCAUCAGGUUAACCCAACACCCCACAUUACAACUACAGGACUCACAGCACAAGAAAUAUCAUCUUUGUAAUGCUUACUACAUGUAUAAUCUGAAAGGGAUACCCAAAAUCAUUGACCAAUUUUUGUUCAUUUAUUCUAUUCUUAAUUUUUUUUUUUUUUUUUGUAUUUGAUGCCAUUCCAAACAGAACUUGCAGAAUGUGAUAGAUUUACAAAACAAAUAAGAAAUAUAUAUUUCUUACUUUGAUAGUCUUGUUUUUGUUAUUAUUCAAGUAAAAUAUAAGGCACUUUUGCAAUAGAAUUACACUGCAUCGAAAGGUAUCCUUCAUAUAAUUGCCAAAAGGAUACCUUUCAAUGCUAUAUUGCUAUAGUGCUAUUUUGGGAACAACUAAUUGUGUAAUUGACAGUGAAGAGGACGUCUGUUGAAAAUCUGAAAAUUUAGUUAGUGUGGCUGAAGCCAAAAUACAGGAUUUAUGGCAAAGGAUGUAAUAGAGGAAUAGGAAUAGCAAGAAUUAUUAUCCUUGGAUAGACAUAUUGAUGAGUCAGCAUAUGUUGAGGGUUUUCCACCUGCAGUCAGUCAGGCUGCUUUCAAUGCAGUGGUGCACCAGGUAUUGUGUGACAGGCUGUGUAAAUGGUGUGGAGGUGUUUCAAGUGGUUAUAAAAGUUCUACAGGAUGUAUGCUAUAUAUUGUUGAAGUUCAUAUUGUGUGUCAUGUUUGUAAGUUUUGAUUUUCCUCAACAGGGUUUAGUCAGAUGUGUGUAAUGUGUAUAGGUGUAAUAAUCUUGACCUCUCUUCUAGUGUUGUGUGUAUUUUAGUUGGAAGAUAUGUCAGAUUAUUCCUGCCUGGAUCGAUGUAGCAGGGGCCGUCUGCAUGGUACAGUCCUGGGACGGGGUCCAGUGCAGGUCUUUCAUGGCUGAACUUUAUUGCUUUAAGCCUCCUUCUUGUCUUACUGGGAUUCGGGAUACUGCAUAUUAAUAAAAAUGGUACCAAUUUAUUUACAAGACCCUACAAACACAAAUAACAUUCCAUCAGAAUUUUUAGUCAAAUACUGUAAGCAGGAGUUGCAAAAACCCGGCUUACGACCUUGGUUUACUCAGACAGCAGAGGUCAUAGAAAAAAAGUUAAAAAAUGUCAAAGUUAGGAAGCACAUAUUUCAAAUUAUAAAAAAUAUUGGCCUCAUGCAGUUUAUGUAGGCCCAUAUACCCAGUGUCCAAAAUUAAGCAUGACAGCAGGGGUCCUUACUCCUUAUCAUACCCUACUGGGAGGAGGUAAAGUUUAAGGUGGUCCCAUGUCACUAUAGGAAGAGACCUAAAGGACUGCAGAACCCACUUCUAACACUGGAUACCAACCACUGUGGUUGUAGUAGUUACGAUUGUAGUCACUGUAGUUGUAAAGCAAUGCAGAGACCAAACAUAUCAUUCCUUGUUCAUUUGUUACGACUAUAAGGGAGCACGGGUGGCCCAGUUGUCGAAGGCGCCGUGAUUUGCUGUGCAGAGUUGCAUCCCUUGGGCACGCCAGAAACCUAUGAUUGUGGGUUCGAAUCCUGGUUUGCCUAGAUUUUGUUUCCAGG
Messenger RNA from Haliotis rufescens (red abalone), 6064 nucleotides. Its product is annotated as tricalbin-1-like. NCBI's taxonomy places the organism in Eukaryota, Metazoa, Mollusca, Gastropoda, Lepetellida, Haliotidae. The transcript is spliced from 30 exons. Gene Ontology annotation, molecular function: lipid binding. The record is from RefSeq and is a predicted model, not a curated record. Bases 86 to 3319 code for a protein of 1077 amino acids.